AAAGAGAAGGAUGAUAAACAUUAAUUAAUUACAUAAAACAUGAUUCCAAUUAACUUUGAGCAAUUAAUUUAUUGAUGGGUGGAGUCAAUAAGUGUGGUUUCUGAAUGCAGCUAGGUGACUUUGGUCUUGCCAAAUGGAAGAGGGGCGAUGAGACUCUGCGAACAAGGAUAAUGGGCACAUUGGGGUGAGGAUCUGCAUUAGCUUUGCACACCAAAUAUUAAUAUAAAAGCUUUUUGGUCCCAAGGUUAUGAAACAGAAAUCAUCUAGAACAACUCUCUCCCCCACGGUGGAGCCAUUGAUUGAGAAGUUGGCUUUAAGUGAACUCGUUGACGCUCGUCUUGGGGAAUCAUAUAUGACACAGACGAAUUAUCCCUUAUGGCCAAAACAGCCUACUUCUUCGUCCAUGGGGGACGUAAUUGGACUUUCGGACUUUCCCCACUUUUCCUUUUGGUUGAACAUGUUAGUAUGGAUUAUCAAAUUGCUAGCUCGAGAACAUGACCAGUGGCCAGUGGGAGCAUUUCUGGUGUUGAGGUUAAUGGAAGUUAAUCUUCUCUUCUUGUGUAUCAAACUAGAUAUAUGUCACUACUUCCACAUCUUUUCGCUUCUGAAUCCAAAUUUGAAGUCACGAGUUCUGUUGAUUCAGGUGGUGCGACUUCUUGAGGGAGAACCCGUCCACUUGGCCACUAUGGGAGAUAAAUAUGAACCAAGUUAUUGCAAGUGAAGAAAAAAUCCGGCUUUUCAUUAAUCAUGUUCUGUGUGAUGUCUUUCAAUUUGUGUGGGUUCUCUCAUUUCCCGAAUCUUAGGGCCGGUACUAGUCAUGCACUUGCAUAUAUGUAUAAUGAACAUAAGUUUGCCCCCUCUUUUGCCAUUACUAGUCUCAUGAACGAAAUGCUAUAUUUGAAAUCAUUUGAUGGGGCAACAAAGCGGAUACGAAUCAAGUUACGUGUCCUGAAGAGGUGUGAGGACGAUUUCCACCGCCCAUUGUGGUAGGAUGACUUGAUAACAUAAAAUAAUCAGCGAAUCAUUUAAAAUAAUGGGGGUUAAUUAGAUUAAUCAUGUUGAAGGGCAC
Messenger RNA from Prosopis cineraria, 1069 nucleotides. RefSeq lists its product as uncharacterized. The transcript has 2 exons. Bases 248 to 721 code for a protein of 157 amino acids. Lineage: Eukaryota; Viridiplantae; Streptophyta; Magnoliopsida; Fabales; Fabaceae. The record is from RefSeq and is a predicted model, not a curated record.